Pecten maximus is the source of this 9467-nucleotide messenger RNA. RefSeq names its product nuclear factor 1 X-type-like. Gene Ontology annotation, biological process: regulation of transcription by RNA polymerase II. Gene Ontology annotation, molecular function: DNA-binding transcription factor activity, RNA polymerase II-specific; RNA polymerase II cis-regulatory region sequence-specific DNA binding. The record is from RefSeq and is a predicted model, not a curated record. Gene Ontology annotation, cellular component: nucleus. Lineage: Eukaryota; Metazoa; Mollusca; Bivalvia; Pectinida; Pectinidae.
UUACGGGUCAUAACCCCCAAAACCACUGCACUACAGCAGCGGAGUAGGCCCAUCACGGAGACAUUGGGGUUCUGACAAUACGGCUGUAGUUGUAGUAGUGUUUUUUAUGAUGGUCCUAUAACGCCAUGGAUUAUGAUGGUGUGUGAGUACGAAUUGAUUCCUUUUUUUAUCAAUCAGCUGAUCUGAUCGCUCGCUCCGCCGCAGCAUCUGUACCUCAGACUUUCGUAUUUUUACUUGUGGGUCGAGAUGAAGUGAACACUGCUCGUAAAGUGGUUGAUAGUACCGUAGUAGUGAUACAGUAGUUACACGUGGAUUACACGUACUUCAUAUACACAGUCACACUCAGCGGACCAGACGCACGUGUUCAGUGUUAUAUAACAAAACAUCACAAUCCUUUGUAUUAUAAUAACUACUAAGUCUUAUCUACAUCAUAAGGUUUGGUGUCAUGAUUGACAAUUAUUACGAUUUUGUUUAAUAGAACAUAAAUCAUCAAAGCGUUUCUGUUUUAAUAUUUUACACAGUCGGGUUACAGUUACAAACAGAAGAUGUGACAACAGUUUUGGAUAAAGCGGUUAGUGAGGAGAAGUAGAGGAGUUGUACACGUGGUCAAGUUAGACUUAAUGAUUACUGAAUGGUUAUGAUGUGCAUUCGUGACCCACAUACGGGGUUCAUUCGGCCUCCGGAUAGGUGCCUCCCCUACGACGCUUAUCCUCCGGAUGAAUUCCACCCCUUCAUCGAGGCGUUGCUUCCUCAUGUGAAGGCUUUCUCCUACACAUGGUUCAACCUCCAGGCAGCAAAACGCAAGUACUACAAAAAACAUGAGAAGCGAAUGUCAAUGGACGAGGAACGCAGAGUUAAGGAAGAGUUACAGAAUGAAAAACCGGAAAUUAAACAGAAAUGGGCUUCAAGACUUCUGGCAAAAUUACGGAAAGAUAUAACUCAGGAAUGUCGAGAAGAUUUUGUGCUAAGUAUAACAGGGAAACGACCCCCGGUUUGUGUAAGCAGCAACCCAGACCAGAAGGGAAAAAUGCGUCGGAUCGACUGUCUACGGCAAGCGGACAAGGUCUGGAGACUGGACCUAGUGAUGGUUAUAUUGUUUAAAGCGUUACCGCUAGAAAGUACUGACGGGGAGAGACUUGAGAAGUCACCCGAUUGUAUGAACCCUACACUGUGUGUUAAUCCACAUCAUAUAAGUGUAUCUGUGCGCGAGUUAGACCUCUACUUGGCAAAUUUUAUUCAUAGCUAUGUUCCGGAUCCUCGAGCUGACUAUGUAGAUUUGCAGAUGAGCGAAGAUAUCAAAGUGCCUGGAAACAUUCACUCAGGGGUUUCUGGAAAUGACAGCAUCAUGGCUACAGGGGUCUUCUCUGCUAGGGAACUACUUCGUGUCACACGGCAUUCCAUUAUGAUGCCACAGAAUGGGACAGUUCCAAUGAUGCCGCCCAGUAAACAGAUGGACAGUCCCAGUUACUACAACUACAGCCCUCAGGAACAGUCCCAGGUGGUGGGUGGCAUGCCACACCCGGGAAUGCCCAAUGGUCAGUCUGCCCUUAGUCCUUCCGGCCACCCACAUAAGCGGCUAAAGCGCAGCACCAUGAGUUCAAUCUCGUCAGCAGAGGAUGAUGUGGAGAGUGUCGGAGAUGAGAACGAAACGAUGAGCAACUACUAUGGCAAGUCCCCAGCUAAUCUGAGUGGCAGUGGCUCGUCAGGGUGGCAGGGGGAUCACAUGGACCCAGGUUUGACAAAUAGUGCAGCCAUGCAUUCACCUCACCUGCUCCAUGCUAGUAAACCUACGGUAGAUGCAUCUUCAUCUUCAUCAAAUGCGCGAGGCUUCACCCCGGUGUCGUCUGGCCUCUCAUUGUCCCAGCAUGCAUCUCAGCACGAGCAGGGGACCCCACCCAGGCCCCUGAGUGGUCACACCCCACAGCCAGCAGGGACACGCCCACUUUCCUCGUCCCCGCCCCUCUCAGGUAGAGGUGUAUUUAUGGCACAAGGUUUACAACAGAUGGCCAUGUCGGGUCCCGGGCCAGGGCCACACCCUUCUAUGAAGUACCAGGAACACCCCGGGGGUGACACAUUCUCCGACUUUGUUUCGCUGGUAUGUCAGGAGGCUCAAAACUCACAGGGACAGAAGCCUGGGGUACUACGAUUUUUCGAGACAGCCUUUAAUUCAGCAGCCUUACGAGACCAGGCUUCUAGUCACGGCAACAUGGGCGAUGAACACAUCCAUUCAAAUUCAUCAACGCCGCCGAUGAAGAGCCCUACGAAACUCCCACACUUCUUUUCGCCAGGGAUGCUCCCCCCACCUCCCCCACCUCCACCAAACUUGGCACGACCUGUCGCCAUUCUUCGGACAUCAGACGGACAAGUGGUCAGCAGUGCUCCGACGCCUUUGACCUCAACAGUGUCUAGUUCAACAAACAAUAACAAUUCAAGUCAGGGUAUCAGCUCCUCCCCCGGAACGCCUCCGUUCAACCGGACGAUCAUGUCCAGCCCGUUCUCAGUAUUGACCCGGCCUGAGCAUGCCUUUGCACACAUACAUCCGCAAGGACAUCAGGUAUUUUCCUACCCCAGUCUUAGCCCUGUAAACGCCCUUAGUGGUGUGAUCAGCCCUACCACCUUGAGUCUGAUAGCCUCGCCGGUGGCCACACCUCGUACCACCCCUCGGUCAACACCCAUACCGAGGUGGACCACACCGUUCAUUCCCCUGGACGAGGGCAUGGACUAUAACAUGUUGGCUAAUAUCAUGCAUGGCGUCAACAACGAUGAAACUCUACUGAGUGAAGAGCGAUAUUUUCCAGGAGAUGGCAUGGAAGGAUCGGGAAACGGUCACUCAGGCCCGCCCGGACCCUCUCACUCAGGACAGGCUCCGCCCCCAGCACCUCCCACCCCAGUGGCCAAUACCCCAAAACAGACACAGAACCAACAGACUUGACAGGGGGAAAUGAGGGGGUGGGGCAUGUGAGCCCCGCCCUCCAGACCUGCUUUGCUUGGCUGUGAUAGCAGACUACCGUUAUAUACUAUUUAACAUACUGUUUUGAAAAUUCUGUAUCCACCGUUUAUGUCACUGUGACCUCUGAAAAUGUACGUAAUUUGUGACAUUUAAACUUGUACGUACAUUGACCUUUGAACUCAUGUUGAACUCACAAAUUUGUACACCAUCACACAUCUAAAAAAAUUACUACAGAAAGAUAGAAUAGAUAUUGUUAUCAAAGACAUGUUAACGGAAGGAUCUUCGUCGGUCUCUUACUACGGCGCUAAACCCGAGAUAAUUCCUAAACCUAUUACAUCACUGUUUGAUGUCUGUAGAUUUAGUUUCCAGAUUUGACAAUAAUAUGUUGCUCUCAGCUAAAACAUGUAUAUGGCUUUUGUGAGCAAAUUACACCAAAAGAUAAUGUGGCCCUCAAUAUCACUAGCUCCUAGAUCUGGUACAAACAAGCCUUUACUUGUGAUAAAGGUAGCGGCCUGGAGAAAUUGUGUUAACUGGUCUUUUUAACAUUUCUAAACUGGUUUUUACUCAAACAGCAUUUUGAGAUUUUAAUGAGCUUUACCCUUGUUUUAAAUGUCUGGUUUAACUGUAGUAUUAUGAUUAGCAUGUAGAUGUUUGUACAUUGUCCAGUAUAUUAUUAUCUAUACAUAAUCACUCAAGCCAAAUACUUGUAAACGAUUGUAUGAGACUUUUAAGUUAUUAGUGUUGUUCGGGGAGUGAGGAUUAUCUCCCUUAUCUUUGUAACCAUACUGUACAGUUACCUGUCAUGUAAUGAAGUUGUUGAAUAAUUCUUGAAUUCCAAAAAGUACAAAAAAAUACCUAUGCAAUUUGCAUAAAUGUUUUUAUAUUAUGCCAGUUGGACUUAUUUGAUUUUCAUUUCUUUUAAAAUUUUUAAAUAUUUUCCCGCGAAGGAAGUAGAUAAACCUCCCCUAAUAGUACUAGUAUUGUAUAUGUUAAUAAUUAAUAAUGAUAAUUAAUUUAUCAUUGUGAGUGAUAAUUAUUAUUAUUACAAUUGUUAUGACCAUAUAAGGAAGAAGAGGCCUCAGACUGUACAUAGACCUGUUGUUAUUGCCGACAUCUGUUAUGUUCUGCGUGUCCAGAACACUAGUGUUAGUGAAAAACGUUGUUCAAACUAGUCCUCCCCAUUGAUUAUUGCCCUCUCAUCGUUAACACCUAGUCCAAGUGCUACUCAUUUUCUGUCAUCUUACUUAGAUGUAGUGUUGUCAUUUUGAAGAAAGUACUCUGAAACUUUUCUUCCAUCUUUUCAUCUGUAAAGUCAUCAUCCAUUUUUUAUAUAUAUUGGAACCAUGUACCUCAAAUAAUUCUCUAUCAUGUUAUACUACAAAAUUCAGGACUGAUUGAUGAAUCAUGUGACUUGUCAUUCGCUGUCCGGACAAUAAGGAUGGCAAACUCCUGAAAGUAUUCAGGUGGGAAUGUUGGUCAAGACUUACUAGUACAUUUAUAAAAACUCAUCUACAGCAUGGAUGCUAUUACUACCUCUAUGACAGCAAACUAAAAUUAGACUAUCAAAAAAUUUCCCAGACAAAUCAUGCCAGGCUUCAUUUGAUAAAAGUUUUUGUUAAUUAGUCCAAUACCAAACCAAACUAGACAUUGGAUAAUUUUGUUGUAAUUUGGAAUUCUUCCUUUUGUCAAAAAUUUCUUAAUAAUUUUUAUGUAAAAUUUCCUUUUGAAUUGAAGUCACAAAGAUUGAAGGUAGAUUAGCGUGAAUGCUGGUAUUACAUCUUCUGUUGCUUUUCAUCUAGCAUUGUUAGUGUAUUGUGUUUAAAAGUUGUUAUGAUGUAGAAUGCUAGCAAUAAAUCUGGGACCGUUCUGUCGCCAAUGUCAAGAAAUGGAUUGAAUUGCCAAAAUAUUUAUUUGGUUUAUUAGGAUUUUUUCUUUAUACUUUUAAUUCAAUAAUUAAGAUAAAAUUUUUAAAAAUGUAAAUAUUGAAACCAAGUGUUCUACCUCAUGGAGUUAAUCAAUGAUAUGCCAAGCACAGUUGAUGUUGAUGUCAUGUCAGAUAUGCAAAAUCGCGUCUAAUAUUGACGGUGGUUACACUAGCUUUUUGGUUUAUUGACGUUGACACUAAUAAUAAUUUGAUGGAAACCAAUUUUUUUUUUCUGCUUUAAAGAUUACUUUCUCAGCAAUAAUGAAAAAUGAAGCCCUGGUGAUUCUGUAUGUUGAUUGAUAAUGCAUUGAGACUGUAUAUGUAAAUAACUACUAGAGAGUCUUUCACGAUUUUAGUUAUUGAGUAGAGAGUGAUAUUCCCUUGUGCUGGUCAAAUAUGUAUCGUUGUGUUCACCUAUAUGGUUGUUUUCGAGCCAUUCUGUGAAAAGAUAGUGUGUAUGUGUGUGUGAGGAAGGGCGUGUGUGUGUGUGUGUGGAAAGGGACAAGGAUUUUCUUUCUCUUUUUAAAGUUUUUUCAUCAAUGAAGUAUAAAAUCUGAAGGAGCUGCAUAAAGAAUUAUUUAAUGACUUGGAAUUUUCCAAAAAUUUUUAUUUUGAUAUAAAUAAAAAUUCACCUUUCAAAAAAUUUAAUUCUUCAGUAAUGAAUGUCAAAUUUUCUUUUCUUGAUAAUUUUAGCUCAGCAUUAUUGGGGAAUCCUUAUCUUGAUAAAAAUCACCAAAAGAACGAAACAUUAUCAUCUUUUACACGAAAAAAGUAUUUUCAGUCUUUUUUUUUCUUUUCCAAAUUAGCAAAUUAACAAUUAUCAAUGACCUUGGAAGGAUUCAUUCAAGGUCACUAGAAAAAGAAAGAGCUAUCCCGGUAGAGUGUGUAGAAUAUUGUUGUGGAUUUUUGGUCAGCGUCCAUCUACUUUGUUACCUUCAAACAAAACAAGUCUUAUUGUAUGUCUUGACCUUGACCUUGAAGACAGAAUAGCAGCUUAAUAGGCCAGUGUAGAAUUGAAUUAAGAAAAUCCAUAAUUUUGAUUUAAAGAACUCUUUUGUUUGGAGGUAACAAACAUCUACAUUAUGUACCUAGUAACUAUGUUUUGCUGGCCCCCACACCCGAGUCCCUGUGUGUUACGUGAACAUUUGUUGGUGUAGCAUCGUCUACCCAGCGCUUUGUUAAAUGGCAUCUACAUUAUAAGUUGUUGGUGUUUUGUUGUGGUUUGAACCCUUGGUUCAAGGAGUUUGUGAUAAUGCACCCCUUGUUAUUUCCGUGUCAUCCAGAAAUCCUUGCUAACCUGCUUAUCACAUGUUUAAUUUAUUUUAUCACUCAUCUUAUUAUUUAUUAUGUUGUUACAUUAAAGAACAAAAUGAUUUUAAGUGUGAAAACUGUGUGUGAUAUUGUUGUCACACAGUGUUGUAUUCUUUGUCAUGUAGUUAAACUAUUUCAUUAUUUCUCAUGUCUGUUGACACCACAUCACGCAAAUGAUGUCAUAUGAACCCUUCCAACCUAGAUGUGUCAGCCAUGUUGAUGCAUCUGUGUUUUGAUGUACAGUUGUGAAGGCCGGCAUCAUUAUCUUCCCUUGACACGUGCUAGAUGAUGCAUGUCCAAUGUUGACUUCACUGUAAUUUAACCGAAUGUUAGUGUGUAUGAUUCCAGUGUGUUUGUGGAUAUAAAUGCCUCUGUAUGGAUUUCAGUCAUGUGAUUGGAAUCACAACAAAUGAACGACAUUUCAAGUCAUAGUUACUCAUAGUAUUAUAAGUUCACCGAGGCCAAAUCGGCAGUAACGAGGCCAAAUCGGCAGUAACGAGGAGAUUUUUCUUGCCAUUCAAAGGGAGCUUAUUAAAUUUAGCUGUGAACUUCACCAAAGUUUUAUAAAAAAUCAUGUUUGAAUGGGGAGUCCAGUCCAUCAUAUAUAAAAACCUAAAUCCCAAACUCAUAAGUGCUACUUGUAUUCAACCUCAUUUUUUGUUUUUAACUAUUAUUUUUGUAUUUUCCCCCAGUAAACUUUAAUGAUAAACUGGACAUUACAUUUACAGUUGGACUAGAUAGGUCAGUAUGGUGUAUGUUAAACUCUUGUAAAACAAGAUUUUAACACCAUAUUUACAGACAGGAAAUGGUUUACAGAAAACAGUGUAUCAGGACUAUCCUGAAUUGUUGAGUUUUGUAGUGAUGUAAAACUAUCAAACUGGCAUAUAAUCAAAAUAAUGUGCACCUAUAAAUUCACAUGUUAUAUGUGUAGCACUCAAGUCUUCCACAAGUGUCACUGUUAAUUUCCACAAAUAUACUGUUCAUUUAAAGGGUUGGAUGUUGCUCUCUCGUGUCAAAUUUUGCUUAACUUAUCCUCUUAAAAUCUCAAUGGCUGAAUUUUCUCUACUCUUUCACUGAAAUUACUACAAUUUCUGGAUUCUGACUUGCGAAGUGUAAUGCAUGAUCAGUUUAUUUAGCAACUUAAAAACCUGACUUGAAUCUUAAAAGUCCGACUUGAACUAUCUGCCAAAGAUUUAUACUCGUGUCUUUUGCAUGGUGAACAUGAUAACACAAAAUAUUAAGUGCCAAAUUUUGUCAUGUGUGAUAUUUCUGUUGUUGUUCAAAAUUGUUUUUGAACAGAAAACAUGAACGAUAAACUAUCUGACAACUGUGCUAUAGAAGUUUGUCCUUGCCCUUCGAUGUUUAUGUAUAUUUGUGGUCUACAGGCUGUAUUUAUCCAUCAUGUGCUGGUGUUAUUAUUUUUUGAUUUCGAAUUGAUGUACAUUUUAUUGUGUUGCUUAGUUAUUGUGGUCGGUGUGUAAACUAGGUAAUUGUACAGUUUAAAAGUCCUUUUUUAUUAUAGUUUGUAAAUAAGUUUGUAUACAUAGGUAUUAAUUUAUUAUUAUAUAAUUAUUACUUUCCAAAGUAAUGUUUUGAUUUGAACGUGUACAGUAUAGGCACAUGUGUGCCGGUAAACGGGUGGGCUAAGACGUUGGUCUCUGACCUGCGUCGUUGACGAUCUGUGAUUUCAUUAUAGUGUGGAAAGGUAUGGUUCACGCUGGUGACAUAUUUUGACAAGUUUUGUAAGGUAUGAAUCAGAGAAUGUGUCACUUUCUAUAUUAUUAUUUUUUGUUUGUUUGAAGUUUCAUAACAGUUCUUCACUAAAAAGGUAAUUUUAUAUAGUUGUUAAGUUUUAUUCCUUCCAAAUUUUUUUUUAAAAAUAUGAAAUAACAUAAAAUAUCCUUUUGUUUGCUGUUGAUGAAAUUACUUUCCAUGACAGCUGAAACAUGUACAAAUAAAGAGAAAAAAGGGAAAACAAUGUUGAUAAUAAGAAAAUACCAUAAAAAUGCAUUUAAUGUUCAUAUAUGUUAUAUAUAUGCCUGGACUUUUGAAUCUCAGUUUCUUUUGUGAAGUACUAACUGUAGAAUCACAUUUUAAACAGAAACAACUCUUUAUAGCUAAUAUUCAAAACAUUUCCCCUGAAUUUUUGUUUAAAAAACGGAUGCGGAAGGAAUGAAAUAGUAAGGAAAUUGCUGAUGUGGGUUCGGUUAAAGUGCCUCUCUUCUUACCAAAGACAAAUACUGUAUUGUGUUAUAUAAAGAACAAAUUUCAGAUACAUAAAUUGCCAAUGUGAGUAAAAUAUUGGUGGACCAAGUUUGGGGGAGUCAUUCUUGGAAGAAAUUGUUUCGAGACAGGUUUUGCUUUUCGAUAUUCCAGGGGUGGAUUUUGUACUGGAAGGUUAACAGUCAAUAAAUACAAGCAAAUGAAACAAGUGAUGGAAGACUGAGGUGAUCUAUAAAGUAUUCUGUUACUGUAGCAACAAUGUUGCCAUGGAAACCUAUUGGACAGUGAUAUGAUGAUAUGUGUGACAGCUUUACCUAGAGCAUUCCGAUAGAGUAUGUAUUUCUGACUCUAGCCGACAAUGUAGAAGUAGUUAUCUACUCUUGUUAAUAUUACAUGAUAUAAACAAAGGGCCGGUCCUUUUGUAGUUUUCUUCUCUGUCAUCACGAUGGAAUGUGACCUUGACCUAGUUGUCAAAGUGUGACCUCGACUUUACAGGCCACUUGACAUUUAUGUUGAAGGUUGGUCAGAGUCGGAAUGCUAUGAAUGGGUACAUUUUGAUAGAUGGAAAAUUGUUAAAAUGUUGGCCAUGAUUGGUCACAUGGAUUGUAAGAAUAAUCGGCACCAAUAUGUCACCUUUCCAGAGACCAGCACAAUGGUCUCCUGUUAACCAGGUCAACAUUACAAUGUAUUUGCUUCUUUUUUUUUUUUUUUUUUUUAAGAAAGGUUAUGCUGAUGCACAUAUGUUGGCCCCAGUCUAUGCAAUUUUGAUACAGAGUUGCGAUGUGUGCCGAGUGUUGAUAUAUUUACACACAUUCUUGUUUUACUGUAGACAUUGGAACAUACAAUGGGUUUUUGAGUUGAAAUACUUUUUUUGUAAUCAAAGUCUGUCCAUCACUCUGUUACUAUAGCAACAGGAGAAUGUAGCACAACUACAGCCAUAUAAGGCAACUGAGAUGUGUGCAGAGAUCUUUUUAAAGAUUGCUUUUACUUCACUUAGCAAUUUGUAUCAAGUUCAUAUUUUGAGCUAAAUAAACAAAAAUCUGCAUAAGAUUGAAAUUA